GAAUCAUAUUACACUUGACAUUAGUGUGCAGGCCCCUAGUCGCGAUGAGGGGGGGGGAGCAAAACAUUUGACAAAUCCCACGAAAUCACUUGACUUUGGCGGAGGGAUUCUCCCCCGGGAUGAAGCAAGAAGAUUAGGAAAGGAACUUAAAGAUGUCAGCAGUCGUAGUCGUGCACGGUGGGGCGUGGGCCAUACCUGAUGACCUGGCCAAGGCCUCUGUUGAUGGAGUAAAGGUUGCAUCAUGUGAAGGGUUUUCAGUGUUGAGAAGAGGAGGUAGUGCACUGGAUGCUGUUGAGGCAGCUGUGAGGGCUCUGGAAGAAAACACUGUGUUUAAUGCAGGGCAUGGAGCAGUGCUAAAUGCUGAUGGAGAAGUGGAGCUGGAUGCCAUGAUCAUGGAUGGAAGGACACUUGCCAGUGGUGCUGUGUCUUCAGUGAAAAACAUUGCCAACCCUGUGUCACUGGCACGGGCAGUGAUGGAAAAGACAACCCACAUCAUGUUGUCAAGCAGAGGGGCAAACCUGUUUGCAGAGAGCAUUGGCAUGGCCACAGUUCCCACUGAUACACUGGUGACUGAGUAUGAGAGGAAAGAGUGGGAGAAGCACAAUAAUUAUCUCACUGGAGUAAUGCAGGAUUUCAACUCUCAGUGGACCCAUGAUACUGUUGGGGCGGUGUCUGUGGACUCUGCUGGUAAUGUUGCAUGUGCAACAUCAACUGGAGGGAUCAGAAAUAAAAUGGUUGGCAGAGUGGGAGACUCUCCGAUCAUUGGCUCUGGAGGAUACGCAGACAACUUUAGUGGUGCAGUGUCUUGUACCGGUCAUGGAGAGUCUAUUCUUAAAGUCACAUUGGCCAGACUCAUUCUUUCACAUAUUGAACAAGGUAAAUCAGUAGCAGUUUCUUCACAGUUGUCUCUGCAGUACAUGGGAGAACGUGUCCGUGGUGCAGGGGGCGCUAUUGUAGUUUCUCCAUCAGGACAGUGGGCAGCCACAUUUACCACAGAGCGAAUGGCUUGGGCAGCAGUGGAUCAUGAUGUUCUUUGGUAUGGAUUAGACCCAAAUGAAAGAUCUAAAGAGCAGUUAUCCCAAUAUAUAUAAAAUAAUCCCAAUAACCAUUUGAACACAUUUUUUAAUACUUAUUAAUCAUAGAAUUGACCAAUAUAAUAUGGAACUGUAUUUCUUAGGUUUUCCACUAAUUCACUACUUCAUUUGCUACUGUUGUUUGUAGCCAAAUUAAAUUAGUAGUUUUUUCUUCUCUCUAAUCUGUGACGUCUAAGCCAUGUACUGUACAGUACAGUACAUGUGUACAGUGAAAUAUAUUAUUAAUAAUAUAUUAUUAGUAUUGAAGUCUCAAGAUCUCUGUUAUUUGAGCAGCUAGUACAUACAUUUGCCUAUUUUUUCUUAUCCCCUGAAUUCUGGAUUACAUUUUACAUAUAAUAACAUCAGAUGUCUGCUUUAUUUUAUUAAAAUCUCUUUAACAUUGUGUUAGUUUAUUUCUCCACAUUUUUGUUUAUCUGUCCAACUCCAAAUUUGCACACCUAAUCCAAUUGAGGUCUAAACAUUUUCAGUUAGCUUAGAUGUGUAAAAGCAGACUACUACCCUGAAUAUGAAAGUGAUUAAAAAUGCAUCUGUGUAAA
This is a messenger RNA of Sander lucioperca (pikeperch), 1630 nucleotides long. RefSeq names its product isoaspartyl peptidase/L-asparaginase. Gene Ontology annotation, molecular function: asparaginase activity. The coding region runs from base 153 to 1091 and encodes 312 amino acids. The record is from RefSeq and is a predicted model, not a curated record. The transcript has 7 exons. NCBI's taxonomy places the organism in Eukaryota, Metazoa, Chordata, Actinopteri, Perciformes, Percidae.